This is a messenger RNA of Bradysia coprophila, 2432 nucleotides long. RefSeq lists its product as uncharacterized. Gene Ontology annotation, cellular component: nucleus. The record is from RefSeq and is a predicted model, not a curated record. NCBI's taxonomy places the organism in Eukaryota, Metazoa, Arthropoda, Insecta, Diptera, Sciaridae. Gene Ontology annotation, molecular function: DNA binding.
AUUCGAUAUCUUACAAAUUCCAAAAUAAUUAUAACGUUAUUCUACAGUCGCCUGAAACUCUUCCAAGCCAAAUUUAUUCGUUUUCAAUAUGGGUCGCACUAAACCACAGUCGAAUAAGAAGUACUCAGAACAGCAACUUUUCUCCGCGAUACAAGCGGUAAAAAAUGGUCUCAGUCAAUUUGCAGCGGCGAAGAAGUUCUCUGUACCGAGAUCAACUUUGUUCAAUAAGAUCACUGGCAAGACGUUGAUAGGAAAAAAACCUGGACCCACCACAGUGUUGCUACCGGAAGAGGAACGAACCAUCGAAAAGUGGGUUUUCGGAUUGGCUGUGCGGGGAUUCCCUGUAACUAAGCGGCAGCUAAAACGAUCCAUUCAGUUGUAUCUCAAUAUCAACAAAAGAAAAACCGUCUUUAAGAAUAACCUACCGGGCCGAAAAUGGUACAACUCGUUCCGUCAACGACAUCCGAAAAUAUCUGAGAAAAUUUCUCAGAACCUUACGUUGCGUCGUGCUGCAGUGAGUGCAGACAAAAUCAGAGAAUGGCAUGCCGAAGUUAUGAAGUACUGCGAAGAACAUGACCUAAUGGACGCUUUGAAUGAUCCGUCGCGUGUGUUCAAUAUGGAUGAGAAGGGGUUUAUUUUGACUCCCGGCAAAGAGGUGGUCCUGGUUCAACGAGGUGACAAAGCAGUAUAUAAUCGAUCCAAAAACGAUGAGAAGGAAUGCGUUACAGCAUUGUUAGGCGGAAGUGCAUCUGGAAAAAUGACACCGCCGAUGAUGGUACAUUCUUAUAAGCGAAUGCCUGCUGCAAUUUUGGCUAGCAAUCCUGCUAAGUGGAGUGUUGGUAUAUCGGAUAAUGGCUGGCAGACUCAGCAAACAUUUCACGACUAUAUGGUCAACAUAUUUUACAAAUGGUUGUUGGAGGAAAGAAUUCAGUUGCCAGUGAUCGUUUUCAUUGAUGGGCACAAGUCGCACGUAUCUUUAACGUUGAGCGAUUUUUGUGCCGAACAUCAGAUCGAGUUAAUUGCAUUGUAUCCGAACUCAACGCACCUGACACAGCCAAUGGACGUGGGGGUUUUCAAGCCGCUCAAUGUUUCAUGGACCAAUCAAGCAAAGGACUGGCGUCUUCAAAAUCAGUACGCAAAGAUCGAAAAAAAAGACGUCGCGCCCAUUCUUGAGAAAGCGAUUAAUGGUAUAAAGUAUGGCGAGCAUUUAAAGAACGCUUUUCGAAAAAGUGGAAUUUACCCAUUCAAUAUCGAGAACAUCGACCUUUCAAGAGUGCUACCGACUCUCACAGAAUCUGCAUCACAACAGGAACAACUGUGGAACCCACAAAACGAACACACCUCGGAGAUCGUAAAUUCAUUGCCGGAUGAGAACGCUGCUGUUGCUUCGUUGCAACAUUUCGAACAAGUCAUGGGCAGCAGCCUUUUAAACUCAUUCCGGUUGUCAGGCGAUGUUUGGACUGGUGCAAAGGAAUAUUCUGUGCUGUUCACAAUUUGGAAGCAGAUGUACGCGGCAGCCGCUAAGUCGAUCUCGUCAGAAAACUCAGGCGCAAUGAUUGUAGAUGUCGUCAAAAUCGAUGAAUCGAUUGUGGAAUUCACUCAAGACAAUGACAUUUGUUUCAUCGUCGACGAUAGUACGUGGUCAACGGAAGAGAUGGAUUCCAUUGUCGAGUUGGAUACAGCUUUGGUACAAAACAAUAUUGUAAACGUCGCCUCGCCGGCAUCAAAAUGUCAAACGAUGAUCCCUGUUACAAUCGAAGACCCCAGUCCUGAAAUUGCUUUGAACGGUGAAGGUUGUCCUGAAAUACAAGAUGGAGAAUCGAGUGUUACUGACGAGACAACGGACUGUAUCCAGAAAAGUUGUGAUGCCGAAGAACCACAUGAGAAUUUCAAUUCGGACGCUUUCAAGGAAGCGUUCUUCUGGCCGGCACAGGUUCCAAAAAAAGCGAAGAAGGAAAGUGGUCCACGAAUUUCAUCUGUUAUGACAAGCGACGACUGGCGUGAACACGAACGGUUUAAAAUGCAAGAGAAGCAGCAACAACAGGCAGCUAAAGAUGCGCGUAAGGUUGCCAGGGAAAAGAAGAAAUUGGAAACAGCGAAAAUGGCCGCCGAAAAAAAUAAAUUAAAAGAGCAAAAGGCUGCUCUAGCGAAGAAGGCGGCUGAGGCUAAAAAACUGACGAAGAUUGCCCGGAGCAAAACACAAAAUCGCGGGCGUAGAGCUAAGAUUGAAAAUUGACUUUCCAGUCGCUCGAAAACUUUUGUGAUAUGUACAAACUGAUAACACGCACGACUUGUCCAACUGGUAAAAAUUAAAUGAACUGAGAAAUAAACGUUGGAAUCAAAACCUGUCUGUGCAUCUCAUGUUAUUGUUCUCUUCUAUGACGACCAAUUAAAAGCUGAAAUGUCCCUGCAGUGUACUUCUGUCUCGCUUG